Adineta ricciae is the source of this 3120-nucleotide messenger RNA. The record is from the annotation of a GenBank genome assembly. NCBI's taxonomy places the organism in Eukaryota, Metazoa, Rotifera, Eurotatoria, Adinetida, Adinetidae.
AUGUAUGCGACAGAUGAGAAUAGAACAGAAAAAAAAAUGUUUGGUACUGCGAUAGAAGAUAAUUGCAUUACAAAAUUAUACGCAUUUUAUGAUCUGAUACGAAAGGUACCAGCUGGUCGAUGGGAUGGAAUCAAAAGAGUUUAUGGGCCUGAUAUUGUUCGUCAACUACGAAGCGGCGUUGAGAUCGAAUAUACAUUAGCAACGAAUGGAGCAAAUAGACUAUGGAAGUUGUUACAUACAGAACCCUAUAUCAAUUCACUUGGAGCAAUUACAGGAAAUCAAGCGAUGCAAAUGGUUCGCUCCGGCUUGAACGCAAUUUACAUGUCCGGAUGGCAAAUUGCAGCAGAUGGAAAUACAGCAGGAUCGAUGUAUCCAGAUCAAAGUCUGUACCCAUCAAACUCAGGACCGGAAAUGGUUCGCCGGGUGAACAAAACUCUAGAACGUGCUUCUCAGAUAGAAAAUGCUGAAGGUCACUUGUCACGAGAUUGGUUUGUUCCGAUCGUUGCCGAUGCUGAAGCUGGUUUUGGAGGACCCUUGAACUGUUUUGAAAUUAUGAAAGCCUACAUCGAAGCUGGUGCAGCUGGUGUACAUUUCGAAGAUCAAUUGGCUUCGGAAAAGAAAUGCGGACAUUUGGGCGGAAAAGUUUUAAUUCCAACCAAUGCUCAUGUACGAAAUCUAAGUGCAGCUCGUUUGGCUGCAGAUGUUUGUGGCGUUCCGACAGUGAUUAUCAGUCGAACAGAUGCAGAAUCGGCAACACUUUUAACAUCGAAUAUCGAUGAACGUGAUUGUGAAUUUAUCGAUACUUUGGCUGGACGAACUGCCGAGGGAUUUUUUCGACUAAAACAAGGAUCAGGAUUACAACAUUGUAUCAAACGCGGUCUCAGUGCAGCACCAUAUUCAGAUCUUCUUUGGUGGGAAACUUCGACACCGAAUAUGGAACAUGCGAAAGUAUUUGCAGAAGCAAUUCAGAAAGAAUUUCCAGGAAAGAUGAUGGCAUACAACUGCUCUCCAUCGUUCAACUGGCGAGCAAAUUUGAGUCCCGAAGCCAUUGCCAAAUUCCAGGCUGAACUCGGUGCCAUGGGCUACAAAUUUCAAUUCGUUACCUUAGCCGGAUUUCAUUCGAUUAACUUCGGAAUGUUUGAACUUGCUCGAAAGUACAAGGAUCACGGAAUGUCUGCCUAUUCUGAAUUGCAACAAGCGGAAUUUAAAUCGGAACCACAUGGCUAUACAGCUGUUCGACAUCAACGUGAAGUUGGAACUGGAUACUUCGAUACGGUGAUGCUCGCUGUUACAGGAGGAAAAUCAAGUACACUCGCGUUGUCUGAAUCAACUGAGGCCGCACAAUUCACGAAAGAGGCAGAACCUAUCCCAUAUGGUCUUCCAGCAAUUGCUAUACAAUCAGCGGCGGAACCAGCGGUUGCACGAGCUGCUGCUAUGCAAAUGAAGCAGAAUGUAUCUCAGGACAGUUCAGUACAACUAACCAUGGAUUUAGAAGAAGGUGAUGAGAAAGUAAUCAGUACAGAAACGAUGCAAUUCUUGGCUAGUUUACAUCGUCGAUUUGAGAAAAAACGCCAACAGAUCUUAGAAGCUCGAAAAAACCGUCAACUUCUUUUAAAUGCAGGACAGCGUCCGAAAUUUCUGACAACGACAGGAGAUAUUAAAAAAACGAACUGGAAAAUUCUAGGAACUCCCAAGGAUCUUCAAGAUCGUCAAGUUGAGAUAACUGGUCCAUGCGAUCGGAAAAUGGUUAUUAAUGCACUAAACUCUGGAGCGAAGACAUAUAUGGCAGAUUUCGAAGAUUCGACAACACCUACAUGGAGAAAUUUAAUCGAGGGCCAGAAAAAUCUGUAUGAUGCAAUUCGCGGUGAAAUCUCUUUCGAAGAUGCGCAAAGUGGAAAACAGUAUAAAGUUGGCUCGAAGCCAGCAGUUCUCAUGGUUCGACCAAGAGGAUGGCAUUUACCUGAAUUGCACGUUCAAAUCGAUGGUGAACCAAUGUCUGGAUCUCUCUUUGACUUCGGUGUUUAUGUUUUCAAUAAUGCAAGAAAAUUACUUGGAAACGGUACUGGACCAUAUUUUUAUCUUCCGAAAAUGGAAAACUACCAUGAAGCUGAACUUUGGAAUGAAGUUUUGAACGCUGCGGAAGAUUAUCUGAAAAUACCUCGGGGAACCAUUAAGGUAACCGUUCUAGUCGAACACAUUCUGUUGACUUAUGAAAUCGAUGAAGUUUUAUAUUCUCUUCGUGACCAUAUUGUCGGUCUAAACUGCGGUCGCUGGGACUAUAUUUUCUCGUACAUCAAAGCCUUUCAGAAUCAUCGUGAAUUUUUAACUCCAAAUCGCUCGGAGAUUCGAAUGACAACACCAUUCAUGCGAAACUAUUCUCGUUUCGUGAUAAAAGCUUGUCACCAGCGAGGAGCUCAUGCAAUGGGAGGAAUGGCAGCACAAAUUCCGAUCAAAUCAAAUGCAGAAGAGAAUACCAAAGCUUUGCAGGCCGUGCGAGAAGACAAAGUUCGAGAAGCUAACGAAGGUCACGAUGGAACGUGGGUUGCUCAUCCAGGUCUUGUUGGCAUCGCAAUCGAAGCAUUCGCAGCUACGUUAAAUGGAAAACCAAAUCAAGUCGAUCGUCUCAGACCCGAUGUAAAUCCUUCGGCAGCAGGUUUGAUUGAGAUUCCUUUGGGUAGCAGAACAGAAGCAGGACUUCGACAUAAUAUCAAUGUUACAUUGGGUUACUUGGAAGCUUGGUUGCGUGGAACAGGUAAGGAGCUAAUCAGUGAUGACAUAACGACUGUCACCACCAUAAUUAUUUUAAUAUUUUUUCUUAUUCUUUCAGGUUGUGUACCUCUAUACAAUCUAAUGGAGGACGCUGCAACCGCAGAAAUCAGUCGCUCUCAAAUUUGGCAAUGGGUGCAUCAUAACGCACAACUUGACGACGGUCGCACAGUUGACCUUGGCAUGGUUGAAAACGUGAUCAACGAAGAAAAGGCCAAAUGGAUCACAAAGCUUCAAACUCAGAAUCGACUGGAUGAUGCUACAAAUCUUUUGUUCAAAUUCGUUAGCGAUAAAAAUCUGAAGGACUUCUUGACUUUAGAUGCCUACAAGAAAUUGGUUCAAGAAGGCCAUUAA